Messenger RNA from Lingula anatina, 633 nucleotides. RefSeq lists its product as uncharacterized. NCBI's taxonomy places the organism in Eukaryota, Metazoa, Brachiopoda, Lingulata, Lingulida, Lingulidae. Gene Ontology annotation, molecular function: ubiquitin protein ligase activity; zinc ion binding. Gene Ontology annotation, cellular component: nucleoplasm. The record is from RefSeq and is a predicted model, not a curated record.
AGUCAGAGCUGACCGACUGCAUGGAACAGGUGAAGACUGACAUCAGGCGCUCAGUGCAGUCCAUCAUUCAGGCCAUCAAUGAGCAAGAGACACAGCUGCUUCGAGAGCUGGACGAGGUGUACAACACCACGGUGACGUCCCGAGACCACCUGAGGGUUGUCCGCGCUAUCGAGAAGCUGCAACUGGCCCAUGAUUAUGCGACCAAUAUGCUGGCCAAAGAGACGUCACCGCUGAUGCUGCUCCAGAAUAAAAAAGAUGCUAAAAAUGGCCUGGAGAUGGCGCUGAAGUUUGAGGCGCCUGAUAUUAGGCAGCAUAUCUCAAAGUUGGAACAUCGCACUCACUUUAUACCAGGGAGGUUUAAUAUCAACCUUGGUCACCUAAUGUUCUGUACAGUACAAGAAGACCAAGCAGUACAAGACUUAACCUUCCAAACCCACCCCACACCCACAGCAACCUAUAGUUCUACUCUAUGUGACACCCACGGGGAACCCUUCACUAUAGCACCCACAGGAGAAACCAACAAGCCUUUUGCCAAGGUGGGGCAUGUGGCCAUACUGCCCAAUGGUCAAGUGGCCAUCUUGACCUCUCUGGACAUAUACAGGUAAUAUGUGGAGAUGUGUGAAGGAGGAGCAA